Trematomus bernacchii (emerald rockcod) is the source of this 2178-nucleotide messenger RNA. RefSeq names its product ADP-ribosylation factor-like protein 4C. Gene Ontology annotation, molecular function: GTPase activity; GTP binding. The record is from RefSeq and is a predicted model, not a curated record. Bases 327 to 905 code for a protein of 192 amino acids. Gene Ontology annotation, cellular component: cytoplasm. The transcript is spliced from 2 exons. Lineage: Eukaryota; Metazoa; Chordata; Actinopteri; Perciformes; Nototheniidae. Gene Ontology annotation, biological process: endocytic recycling; intracellular protein transport.
GCCUCACAACAGAGAGGAGGACCGGGGAAGAAACACCGACACUCGGCACCGGAGGAACCUGAUUUUACCGGUAGUUUCCCCGGAGAAGGACGCACUUAUUUCCCGGGACCUCCUGGAUAUAUCCGUGCGUAAAAAAAAAAAGGGGGAGUGUUCUGAUCCAGAAGGGUUUAUUAUCACCGACACAUUGGGAGGAGGACUGUGGAAAUGGAUGAGAGCGCGUGAGGGGAAUAACGAAUGCGUCCCGGGGAUUAAUCCUUUUAUUUCCAGGGACCGUGGAUUUAGAAACAAAACAAAAAAAGGCAGCAGAUAUUGAAAACUGCCAAAAAAUGGGCAACAGCUUCUCCAAUAUCUCCGCCUUCCAGUCGCUGCACAUCGUCAUGCUGGGGCUGGACUCUGCGGGGAAAACCACCGUGCUCUACCGGCUCAAAUUCAACGAGUUCGUGAACACCGUGCCCACAAUCGGUUUCAACACGGAGAAAAUCAAGCUGAGUAACGGCACUGCGAAGGGUAUCAGCUGCCAUUUCUGGGAUGUUGGAGGUCAGGAGAAACUGAGACCACUUUGGAAAUCUUACAGUCGGUGCACGGACGGUAUCAUUUACGUGGUGGAUUCUGUGGAUGUGGACCGGCUGGAGGAGGCCAAAACCGAACUGCACAAAGUCACAAAGUUCUCUGAGAACCAGGGAACUCCUCUGCUGGUUAUCGCCAACAAACAGGAUCUCCCCAAGUCUUUGUUGGUGGAGGAGAUCGAGAAGCAUCUGGCCCUCAAGGAGCUGAGCCCCGCGACACCUUAUCAUGUCCAACCUGCAUGCGCCAUCAUAGGAGAGGGGCUGCACGAGGGCAUGGACACUCUGUAUGAGAUGAUCCUGAAGAGGAGGAAGUCUCUGAAGCAGAAGAAGAAGCGGUAACAGCUGCUGGGGCUGGGUUCAGUCCAAAAAGUCAGAUUUCUGCAGAUUAAAGUCAGAUUUUUAAAGUCACAACAAACUGUAGGAGAUGAUCCUGAAGGAAGUCUCUGAAGCAGAAGAAGAAGCAGCAGCUGAUACUCGGACUGUUUGGCCACAGGUUUACUUUGCAGUGAUUCGUUUUGGAUUAAAGCUGUGAACGUUUCUGCACACAGGAGAUACAAAUACAACCAAAAAGACAGAAACACUUGUUCAGUUCAGCGUGGAGGAAUACGGGAGAGGACCAGGGCCACGUGAGGGGAAUAAUGUCUGGGAUGUGUGAAGAAAAAACAAUGUUGGGUUCUGAUUUUAAUCCUCGAGUUCUGGGAUUGAAUUAAGAAUUGACAGAAUUUCUGAGAUUUCAAAUACAUUUUUUUGUUUUUUUAAGAAUUCUGAGAUUAAGGUAAUAUUUCAAAAAAAGGAAAGAAAUCUUUAAAAAAGUUCGAAUUCUGAGAAAAAAUGUACAAUUCCCAAAAAAGACAGAAUUCUGAGAUUGAAGUCCUAAUUGUGAGAACAAAUAUAUAUAUUUAUUUCUGACAUUUAUCCCAAAGUUUUCUAAUUUUAUUAACAUAUUUCAGACUUUGUUUCAAUUCUGACCUUUUUUUGGAAUUCUGAGAUUUAAGUCAGAAUUCCCCCAAAAAGGCAGAAUUCCCCAAAAAGGCAGAAUUCCCAUGAAAGACAACAGAUUUCUGAGAUUUAAGUCCUAAUUGCGAGAAAGAAAAAAAUAUAUUUGUGACUUUUUUUCCCGAAGUUUUGUGAUUUUUUUAACAGAUUUCAGACGUUUUGUUUUGAUUUUGUUUUUGGUACUCUGACCUUUCCCAGAAUUCUGUCUUAAAUGUCAAACAUCCCCAAAUCCUUCCCCACGUUGCCCUAACCCUCGUCCGUAGAGAGAGAGGAGCGGCUGGCCCGUCUACCUGCUGCUUUCAUGCUUUAAACCACAGAAGAAGAAGAAGCUCCCUUCAUGGCAUUUUGAUUUGGUUUUGCACGUGGCUUCGAGUCACUCUGUUAUUUCUUCUGGAGAAUCUGUGAGUCACGCCGACUGUUUGUAUUCCUGUGGGAGCGUUGAAGUCUCGUUCCUCUGCAGGAGGACGGAGGACAGAGUCGACCACUUUGCACUUUUCAUUUCCUACACCUCACAGACACUGUAUGGAGAGACAGAGGGGCAGAUCCAGGUGCUUUGUGUAUACUAAAGAAGCCAAAAUUGAAGUAUUUUUUGAAUAUUAAAAGAUGUAAAAAUCCA